AUGCGACGCGGAAGGCACGGGCCCGGUCAGGGAGCUAUCUGUCGCCCGGGGCCCGGCCCGGGCCUCGUCAGAGAAGCUACCUGGGGCGAGAGGCUCGGGCCCGGUCAGGGAGCUACCUGUCGCCCGGGGCCCGGCGCGGGCCUGGUGACAUCUAAGCAGGCUCCAGCACCAGAAGAAGAGAUGGCUGCGCUUCCUGUUAAUCUGUCUUCCUGUGUUUAUGAUGAUGAUAAGAAUGCUGCUGCUGCUGAUGGACCAAAGGUGACAUCUAAGCAGGCUCCAGCACCAGAAGAAGAGAUGGCUGCGCUUCCUGUUAAUCUGUCUUCCUGUGUUUAUGAUGAUGAUAAGAAUGCUGCUGCUGCUGAUGGACCAAAGGUGACAUCUAAGCAGGCUCCAGCACCAGAAGAAGAGAUGGCUGCACUUCCUGUUAAUCUGUCUCCCUGUGUUUAUGAUGAUGAUGAGAAUGCUGCUGCUGCUGAUGGACCAAAGGUGACAUCCAAGCAGGCUCCAGCACCAGAAGAAGAGAUGGCUGCACUUCCUGUUAAUCUGUCUUCCUGUGUUUAUGAUGAUGAUGAGAAUGCUGCUGCUGCUGAUGGACCAAAGGUGACAUCUAAGCAGGCUCCAGCACCAGAAGAAGAGAUGGCUGCACUUCCUGUUAAUCUGUCUCCCUGUGUUUAUGAUGAUGAUGAGAAUGCUGCUGCUGCUGAUGGACCAAAGGUGACAUCCAAGCAGGCUCCAGCAACAGAAGAAGAGAUGGCUGCACUUCCUGUUAAUCUGUCUUCCUGUGUUUAUGAUGAUGAUAAGAAUGCUGCUGCUGCUGAUGGACCAAAGGUGACAUCCAAGCAGGCUCCAGCACCAGAAGAAGAGAUGGCUGCGCUUCCUGUUAAUCUGUCUUCCUGUGUUUAUGAUGAUGAUGAGAAUGCUGCUGCUGCUGAUGGACCAAAGGACAACACUUCACAGCAUCCAAACUGA
Molecule: messenger RNA, 969 nt
Organism: Cheilinus undulatus (humphead wrasse)
Lineage: Eukaryota; Metazoa; Chordata; Actinopteri; Labriformes; Labridae
Product: skin secretory protein xP2-like
Exons: 9
Coding region: 1-969 (322 amino acids)
Source: RefSeq, a predicted model, not a curated record